AUGUGUAUAAGAGACAGGGGUAAGACACCGCACACGGUCAAAAGAAAUGUUCGGAGAGAAACAUUUGAUGUUGUCAGACUCAGUCCAGAACUAGAGCAAUGUGUUCAAGUGGAUGAGGAUGCCCGUUUGGAAAGAAGUGAAGUGGACGUGAAUUGCGCCCUCGAUGAAUGCCUUCACAGCUGUCUUGGUUUCAUGAACGAGAUAAAGAAUGAAAGCAAAGUUAGUGAUUGGCUAGAAGAGCUACAUGAACGCUGCCCUCAAGUAAGAAGUAGAGCUUUGUUUUGGGUUUGUCGAGCUAAAGUCGCUGAGAGGGCUGGUUUUGGUCAGCAGCAUGUCCUCGGGGGAUUAUC
Messenger RNA from Anneissia japonica, 350 nucleotides. RefSeq lists its product as uncharacterized. The annotation marks the transcript as partial. The record is from RefSeq and is a predicted model, not a curated record. Lineage: Eukaryota; Metazoa; Echinodermata; Crinoidea; Comatulida; Comatulidae. The transcript is spliced from 2 exons.